AUGAAGGAGGAAAUCCAGAUUCGGUUGCCGGAUGAUCCAAUUAGGGAAACCGGGGAAACCGGGGAAACCGAUUCGAGUCCGAAAGAGAAAAAGGAGAAUUCCGCUGUGAUCGAGCAAAACCCGAUCAACGAAGAUCAAAACCCGAUCAACGAAGAUCAAAACCCGAUCAACGAAGAUCAAAACCCGAUCAACGAAGAUCAAAACCCGAUCAGCGAAGACCAAAACCCGAUCAGCGAAGACCAAAACCCGAUCGAUGCUGGAGAGACGAAGGAGGAGGCAGGAGAGAGGACGGAAAGCGAUCCAGCGGAAGCCCAUCUCGACGCCAGUUCCUCCUCGGAAGAUGCUCCCGCCCAGGCGGACCUCCCUGCCAGCCCUUCGUCUCUCCCCGAUCCUCCCGGGCUCCCAUCGCCCGCAUCGCCCACACCAGUCGCUCCCCCACCUUCAUCCGCGCUUGUAUCUUUCCCUGUUUGCUCCAACAAACACGCCGCAUAG
This is a messenger RNA of Blastocystis hominis, 492 nucleotides long. RefSeq lists its product as hypothetical. The transcript has a single exon. Bases 1 to 492 code for a protein of 163 amino acids. NCBI's taxonomy places the organism in Eukaryota, Bigyra, Opalinata, Blastocystidae. The record is from RefSeq and is a predicted model, not a curated record.